AUGUGCUGGUGGGAGGUAGCAGGUGCUCAUGGAGUAGUCAAGGCACGUGCAAGCUGGCCCGUGAAUCUUCAGAUAAGGAGAACAGGAAAUAGGAUAAACGAUAGGAGGAACUUACGGUUCAAUUUCACCGGAGAAGAUAUCGACGGAGUUUGCCGCAGAGAUAUCGGUGUACCAAGGUUAGCUGGUUACUGGUUAGUGGAUAGGGCAUUAGCAUUUAGCAAUUUAGAUUACAGUACAGUUGAGCGGCGAUUUGGCAAUUUCCGACUUCCUGGCGAUUUCCGACUUCCGAGCUCCGACUUCUCACUCCUCAGUCCUCACUCCUCACAAAUUCCGGGCAAACGAAGAUGUUGUUGUUGCGAACUUGCGAUAGUUUCAAUUUUCAAAGUGCAAUUGGUUGUUCAGGUGUUCCUGAUGUUGCUGCUGCAUCUUAGUUACAAUUGCAACUUGGCAGUAUGUAAAUGUUUGGUUGUUCAGGUGUUCUGCAGAUGGUUUGGCUGUUCAGGUGUUCUGCAGAUGCUUGUUACAUGUUGUGCAGGUGUUCUGAAUGCUAGUCAUCUCUUUUAAAGAAUGACAAGAAUAAUUCUGGUUUUUCUUGUUUGGCUACAGAUCUAUUAGCUUGGCUGCAGAUGAUUGUUACAUGUCCUGAAGCCUUAAGUCUAAUUAUGUUGUGUGCCUGUGUCUGUUUAAGACUGAAGGCACAACUGCAUUUGUUACUAAUUGUAAUUUUCAUUCACAACUGCAUGCCUAAAUUCAAGCUGAUCUUCCCUCCUAUAACAGUGUAAACAAUCUAGUAAGUAAAUUUUUUUCCUCA
This is a messenger RNA of Nicotiana tabacum (common tobacco), 811 nucleotides long. Lineage: Eukaryota; Viridiplantae; Streptophyta; Magnoliopsida; Solanales; Solanaceae. The record is from RefSeq and is a predicted model, not a curated record.